Colletotrichum paranaense is the source of this 2064-nucleotide messenger RNA. RefSeq names its product heterokaryon incompatibility protein. Bases 1 to 2064 code for a protein of 687 amino acids. NCBI's taxonomy places the organism in Eukaryota, Fungi, Ascomycota, Sordariomycetes, Glomerellales, Glomerellaceae. The record is from RefSeq and is a predicted model, not a curated record. The transcript has a single exon.
AUGGCAACUCAGAGAUCAACAGAAACUACCACAUUCAGUUACUACCCGCUCAACGAAGACCGGAACGAGAUCCGGGUCCUCAACCUACAGACAAUUGAACGACCACCUCUUGCCAAGCUUCGGGAUGAGCCACAUGAAUGGCAUGGCCUUGUCCAUUGUACUAUUGAGCACGUCUCACUCGACGCACAUCUGCCAGACUAUAGAGCUUGGUCGUCACAAACGCCGCAGCUGUCUCGGAGAAACAGCGAUGAGCGAUGGCGACGGUUCUCGAAUGAGCGAUAUCGGUCAUUGAGCCCGACAAGAGUAAGCUCACCGUUCGAGAGGCCACGUGCGCAUCAUCGCUAUCAUCGAUUUUCAUGGGGUGACUACGGAGCCCUGAGCUACACUUGGGGGGACCAGACUGUGAAAGUGCCGAUCAUCAUGAAUGGCCAGGUUGUGCUUGUCGGUCAAAGCUUAGAAGCAGCUCUGCGAGCCUUGUCCUCAGAUCCAGAUUAUAUUGAUGGUCUGAAAACCUGGGCCGAUGCAAUCUGCAUCAACCAGAGGGACCUGGCCGAGCGCAAUCGUCAAGUGAAGCGCAUGCGUCAAAUCUAUGGAAGAGCGCUCAUUGUCUCCAUCUGGCUAGGCGAUAUACCCAACGACUCUAUUUCCGACAUGGCUCAGCUCCACGAACUGAUAGUCAAGUCACAAGACAAAGCUGCAGCAUCUGAGGUGUUGGAAGUAGCAAUGACGGACCCAGAGAAGAAAGAAACCAUACGCAGGGCCAUCGAUGUAGUUGUCAAGAAGACAUACUGGUCUCGGAUUUGGGUAAUUCAGGAGAAAUGCCUGGGUCCCUUCAACCCUUCUAUUCUUUUCGGGACGUUCCGCAUGGGCUUGGUACCGUUUCAUAACUUUCUCCAAGGUGUCACGAACAUCCAUGGCGCUGUAAGGGCUCGUGAGAAAGUGUGGCGAAUCUUGAAGUUGGUGGAGUUAGUAAAUGCGUCUCAAGAGCGUGUUCGCCGCGGUCGAGCUCAGACCAAUGAAGAACGUAGGCAAGAUCAAGACGACCUUGGACUGCUCUUGAUGAUUGGGAGGAUGGCAGGCUCACUCGACUUGAGAGAUCGUCUGUACGGAUUAAUGGGGAUGAUACCGGAAUAUGUGGCCAAAUUGAUCGAGCCGGACUAUACGAAGAAGGUAGAAGAUGUGUUCUCGGAUUUUGCCAGCGCGCUUAUCACUGGCUUCGAAUCUUUCGACAUAGUGCUGACUGGGACGACGGAAUCUACUCUGAAGCUUCCUUCCUGGGUGCCAGAUUUGACAUCUCCAUGGGAUCCUUAUCUCUGGGGAACAGACUGUAAUGCCAGUUGGGGACAGAAAGCCAAGUUCAGGUUGGAAAAUGACGGGAAGGUUCUUACCACUAGCGGAUAUCUCGUUGAUGUGGUCGAAGGCUUGGCUCCUUUCUUGGGUUGGAAACACGGUGGUCUCGGUGUCUGGCAAGAUGCCGUUCAGCCAGCAUCUGUUAAGAUGCCGAACGAUCCCAAGGCGGCAAUCGUACGGACCCUUCAUCGAGCUGCAACCUACAACUGCGAUUCAGGAACAACAAUUCUCGAUAUUCCUUGGCUUGAGAGCCUGAGCCCCGACAACCCAGACAUCCUGGCGCUGGAAAAGCGUGGAUGGGGCAAAGUUCUCAAACACGCCAAUCUCAACGACUUGACACAGUUUCGCAAGCAGGUCAAUGACAAUUUCCAACCUUGGGGUCGGCAAUUCAAGUCCUUCUUCCCUCGGGUGCAAGAUGUUGGAGAUUGCGUGGACCCCAAGCCUUUCUUGGAAUCACUUGACAAGCAUAUUGGAAUCGUAUAUCCGGUCUUCACCACAGUAAAGGGGCUUUUUGGCACCGCAAUUCUUCAGCAAAUUCGGAAGGGAGACUCGAUAUUUAUUAUACCGGGCUGCUCAGCGCCCAUUGUCAUGCGACAGAACAAUGGCCAAUGGCAAGUCAUUUCACAGUGCUUUGUGGAUGGCCUCAUGUGUGGGGAGAUGAAGACUGCAGUGGGUGUCAAUGGCUGCGAACUGACAGAAAUCCGAAUAAGCUAG